AAUCAGUAGCGUAGUAGAUAAACUGACGAGUUUAACAACUCAUCGGUCAUUCAGCAGCAAGGUCCCAGCAGUGCAACUGCAACAGCGUGCAGAAACGAGCGAGCUCGUCGCCGCGGUUUCGAUAAUCUAUUCAGAACCCCUUCCGACGCGUUUUCCUUCGUCGAGGACGUAAGAUGAGCAACGAAACGGCGAAACGACCGGUUACGUUCAAGACUCCUGGCCAAAGCAAAGUAUGGAAGGUCGUGGAGGCUGUGGUCAAAGGGCAGCAAGAGCCUACCAAGUUCACCAUUCGGGAGCUACCGGAGGACAGGUACGAGGAUGCCAUCGAUCACAUGUGUACUUACUUCAUUGCGGAAGAGCCGAUAUGUAAAUACUGGAAUGGAAAAGACGAUCCAGAGUACGUGCAGUCCUUCCGAGCACUUUGGGCGGAAGUUGUAAAGCAAGGUUUGACGGUGGCAGCCUUCGUCGAUGACCCGAAAGGCGGGAAACCGAUACUGGCAGGCGUGAACAUGCUUCUGUUGAGCCAGAAGGGCGAAAAAGAGAACCUGGAUGGUAUUUUAAAGUCAGAAAGAAGCAGGUUGCUAGUGUGGUCCAUGGAAGUCCUGAUCAAGGCUGGUAACGUGUACGACGUGUACGGGACAGACAAAUACAUAAACGCUCUUGGCUUGUCUGUGCAACCGUCGUAUCAAGGAGCUGCUCUGGGCGCUCACCUUCUGAACGCCAGAGAGAAUAUCGGCCGCGAGUACGGCAUCUCGGCGACAGCGACGGUGUUCACGUCGCCGAUCGCGCAGCGUCUGGCCGCGCGCUGCGGCUACACGGACCUCGUCGUAAAGGAUUUCGAAGACUUGGUGGACGUCAAGGGGAACAAACUGUGCCCGGGGAUAGGGCUGAAGCAACUGAAGCUCAUGGGCAAGAAGCUUUAUUAAUGCAAACUGUUGCUAAUCGAGUAUACUUAACGCUAUGUGGGAAACCAUUUGUUAAAACACAAUGCGGCCGAACGCCCGUUUUCUGGACAAAACUUGAAAAUCAUCGGUGAUGCAAGAACAUGCUUUAGACAAAAGUUGUGAGGUAUAGAGCUAAAAAUAUGGAGGUUAUAUGUUUUUUACAUUCUGGAGAUAUGAAGAUUUUUCAAUGAAUACUUCGCGUUUCGAAUCCAACGUUCUAUGAAUGGAGAAACGAAGUUGUUCUUCAAAUGACAAUUAUUCUGGCAACCUUCGAUUUUUAUGCGAAUAGUCGAAUUUCUGGGUUUUGUCCAGGCGGCCACGGUUCUUUUCGGACUGACGGUCCUCACUUCACACCCUUCCAACCUUCAUGGAAAACCUCCCCUUAAGCACUUAAAUCUAGGCACAAUAUCGUUCGAUUCCAAUGCAAACAAUUCGUGGAGACUUAUCCAAUUAGCAAACUGCAUAUCCAACGAAUUGUACAACUUCCCACUGCGAGGGAACUGCGACGGUUUCGCAACAUUGUUAGGUAGACUAAUUAUUGCAUUCUCAUUCGACGGAGAAUGGCAACGGGAAGGUACAUCCUGUCUCUUCCGAAUCCUCCGUAGGGUUUCCGAGGCUUCUUUGAUCCGCUUUGAAUCAAUGAAUCUUUCGGUUUCAAUUAGCGAAACGUGGGCGUGUAAACGGGCAAAAAUGUAAUUACACUUUGAAUUGGUUCGUCUUUGACGCCGCGCCGACGACUGAGAGCGGACAAAGGACUUUUCAGUCGGGAAACUAGUUAAUUAUCCUUUGUACCUAUUAAUACGAUGUACAAUAAAAUAUAAUUUACCCAAUAUCGAGCGAACCAGAUGAAUUCUCGCUGUUUUUCAUUUUAAAAUU
This is a messenger RNA of Nomia melanderi (Alkali bee), 1820 nucleotides long. RefSeq lists its product as uncharacterized. Gene Ontology annotation, molecular function: N-acetyltransferase activity. The record is from RefSeq and is a predicted model, not a curated record. Lineage: Eukaryota; Metazoa; Arthropoda; Insecta; Hymenoptera; Halictidae.